AGUAGUGUCAGAAAAUAUUUUGUUUUGUUUACAUAUUUAUCAAUUACUUGAAACUUGGAUUAGGAAAUUAAUUUUUGGAAACUGAUUAUUUCGUAACAUGAAUACCGCUAAAGAUGAUGACGAUUUUUGGUACAGCAGCGAAACGCGAUCGUUCUGUUUUGAAAACGAGGUUAUUAUUGAGAAUGAUGAUCUUCAAAAUACAAAACCUUUGCUCUCAAUUAUAUCUGAGAAGACACUGUCAUGCAUUUUAACUGCGGAUAAAUUACGAAAUGUACAUUCAGAAACAGUUGUUGCCCAACCAGAUAUUACGUUGAAAAGGAUAUUACUCGGUCAGCCAUACUCACUAGAACAAUAUAAGUCUUUUAGCAGUAAAACUGCUCUAUUAGAUGCUGCCAUUUUAAGCGGAGAUGGAAAUGCCAUUUUGAUAAUCAUUUUAUUUCUUACAAAAACUCUGAAGCGAUCUUUGGUACAAAGAUUAUUGAUAGAGAGGCCGGAUGCAGUAAAUAUAUAUAUCCAUUAUCUUUUUAUAAGACUACAAACGAGUGAAAUAACUGAUAUUUUAACAAUGCUGGGCCACUCUUCAACUGCUGCUAUGAAGAAUCUCUAUAUUAUUAUAAAAAACACCAGAGACCCAAGUAGGCUAUUGCAAAAACUUCACAAUUGUUACAAAGCACAUUUUGCCAUGCUACCUGAUUGUAAGGAAGCUACGUUUCUAGAAUCUUACAUUAAGCUUUUAGAAUGGCAAAUGGCGAUCAAACAGAAAAAGGGAAAUGAAGAGUUCCCAUUAAACUCUUCUGUUUUGGAAUCUCUGUAUUAUGCACACAAGCACCACUGCAAUACUCCAGAUAAUUUUGUCAUUGUAUCACCCACAACGCUCUCUCAAGACCAUGACAUUUCUCCUAAAUUAUACCAAAAAGCCGCUAUACAAGUUAAAGCCUCCUGUAGCGGAUGGGAUGACAUCGAUCGUUUACUCUUAACAAAGAAAAUACUUGGUAAUACAAAACUGCAAACGCAUUUACAUAUAGAAGAUAUUUUGAAAGUAUUGAAUAAACACAAUGCACCGUGCGCUAUUUUAGAAAAGUAUCUGAAGUUUGUUGAUAAUCUAGAAAAACGAUUGGAAUUGGCAAAGAAAUUAUCUUGCCAUACGGUAGUAAUUGAUAUAUUUGUGCAACAAGGAGACCGUACAAUGCUGAUGGAUUACAAAGCAAAAUUGCAGCCUCAAUCAGAAGAAUAUUUUUAUGUUGAAAGUGCUUUACGUUUACCACAUGUUAAAUGGAAAAGUUAAGCUCAUUUUAAUUUAUAAUUAUAAUUAUUAUCCAACAUUUAUAAUUAUGAAAAAUAAUAUAUAUUUGAAUUAUAUG
This is a messenger RNA of Linepithema humile (Argentine ant), 1361 nucleotides long. It is a transcript of the gene Vps16B, whose product is annotated as Vacuolar protein sorting 16B. Gene Ontology annotation, cellular component: cytoplasm. NCBI's taxonomy places the organism in Eukaryota, Metazoa, Arthropoda, Insecta, Hymenoptera, Formicidae. Gene Ontology annotation, biological process: intracellular protein transport; vacuolar transport. The record is from RefSeq and is a predicted model, not a curated record.